AAUGAGGAAUCAAAAGAAUCAGAGACAGUAACCCAGCAGCCUAAAAAAAGAGAACUUCAAGUAACCACUGAAUCUCAAGUUGAACCUCCUGUAACCUCGCAGCAACGAAAUCAAGCAUUAGAACAGGCAAAAAUGAUAUUGAAACCAUGCUUAAAUCUAAUGUUGAUUUACAAGACAAAGAGGAGUAUGCCACAUUAUUGUUGUGGGAUUUUGCAGGAGUUGAAGAAUUUUACCACACACAUCAAACCUUUCUGUCCUCUAGUUCAAUUUAUCUCGUUGUAACAAAACUCAAUGAAGCUGACGACAAAAAAGCACAAGAUUUAUUCCAGUUAUGGAUGGACUCAAUCCAUUGUUACAGUAGAAUGGAAGAGGACAAAAGUAAUUCUGCUGACAGCCAGACAUCAGAUGAUCUUGAUCCACCAGUAGUUAUUGUUGGUACUUGGAAAGAUACUUUGACCUCUAAUGUAGAAAAGAUUGACGAUGCAUGCCGAGAAAACAUUUUUAAAUUUACAGAGAACAUGUCAGAAGAUGAACUAAGACAUGUAAGGCAAGAAUACUUCAUUUCAAAUACAGAAGAUGAUCCCAGUGUAUUCCAGCAAAUCCGAGAAGACAUCCUAAACUUAGCGAGAAAAAUGAAAACAUGGAACAUAGUUUACCCCUUAAAAUUUAUUCAGCUGGAAAAACGACUUCAAGAGAAAAAAAAUGAGUUACCAAUUAUUUCCUUUGAUGCAAUUAAGCACAUCUCUACUGAUAUACCUAAUCCACUAAAUGAUGAGGAACUUAGAUUGUUCCUUGAAUUUCACCAUGAGAUCAGAGCUUUGGUUUAUUUCAAAGAUCUUCCUUCUUACAUUAUUUUAGAUACACAGUGGUUGUCUGAUGCUUUUAGAUGUAUAGUCACAGCACAGAAAUUUAGAGCUAUUAGUACUAGAAAUAGAAAAAAAUGGGAUGAAUUGUAUAGUAGAGGCAUAUUACAUAGUGAGGUUUUAGACGACAUAUUUAAAAAAAGUGAAAACAUUUUUUCCAAACACAAGGAUCACAUCCUGAACGUAAUGGAGAAAUUUGAUAUCAUUAUACGUCCUAACAUAUUGGAAACUGAAAGAGACGCUGGUGAUGACAAACCUCUCUAUUAUGUACCUUGUAUGAUUAAAUCAGAACCCCAGUGUGAUAUAUACGAAAUGUUUAAUGUUACAGAGAACACAUGUACUAAGUCCACCUGGUUAUGUUAUAUGUUUAGGUUUCUUCCACCUCAUUUAAUGGAUCAUUUAAUUGCGUCACUGUGCAGGGAAUAUAAAGUUGCAGAAGUUGUCACUAAGGAACAGAAAAGACAAAUUGCUCUUUUCGGAGGCUCAGCUGUCUUUGAUUUACAGAAAACAACAAAAUUAGCAAAAUUACAUAUAAUGAAAUGUCCGAAUUGGAUUCAAGUUCAGGUUUGGCAAUUUGGGAAAGGACGUGAAGGAGGUAUGUACAAAUACAUUGACGACUUUGUGACAGAGGAAAUUGUCAAGAUAAUAAGCACAAGAUUUAAGAUGUCUAAUGUGAACUUUUGGAAAAAAUGGGAAUGUGGCCUUACAAAAUCAGAGUCUGUUACAGGAUCAAAUGAUUUUAGUGAAGAGCAUAUAACAGAAUAUUACUGUGAGACAUGUACAUGCACCCAUAUAUUCAUUGGUGAAUGGCAAGAUCUGCAAAGUAGAGUACCUUGUCUGUCCCAGAGUUGUGAGAUUAAACCAGGAUUGAAUCCUAACAUAGAAAGCAUCAGUCAAGUCCAAACUACAUCCUCUAAGGUGUGUGUCCGUGUCAAAGCUAGUAAGAGAGACAUUUCAAAUGUCCACAAUGAGUCAAGAGCAGCAGCCAGUUUGACAGGGUUCACAAAAGAGGAAAUCAACUUUACAAAGAUGGGAAUGAUUGCACUAAAUAUUCUUGCUGAUGUUUUAUAUGAUCUAUUAAAACCAGAUAAACAAAAUCUACAACCAAGAUGUGAUUGUGAUAUAACAUACUUAUACAGUGAGCACAGGAAACUUAACAAACAUAUUCCAAGUAAUUCAAACCACCGACGUUGUCCUCCUGGACCAUGGGGAGGGAAUUGGCUAGAUAUUCAGAAUACCGACAUAGCCAUUGGAGAUGAUAUUGAGCGCAUAAGACUGACAAGAAACGAAUUACAACACUCUAGGAUAUUUCAACUUGAUGAUCAACGUUUUAAUGAAUUAUGUAACAUAUUAAGCGAUCUUUUAAAACGCUUUGAUCACUAUAACAAACCAACAAGGCUGUAUACAGAUCAACAAAAUGAGAUUUUGGCAAAAACUGUUUCUGCAGAGGAAGUAAAAUCAAUUGAAAAUGAAAUAUCAGGAAUGGCUUUUGAAUUUGAAAUUGAACACCAAAUCAAUGUUCCAACACAAUAGAGAAAUAAGCUCAUCUUCACAAUUUGUAUAACAAACAGUUAUGUAUGCAUACUACCACAGCAACAGAUUUGCAGAAGACCAAUCCUUUAUGUAUAGAAUCAAUCAUCUUUAAUAGAGAUGUCAGCUGAAAUAGAGUUACAGAAAAUAAUUGGCAAGAUAAAAAAAAGUAAA
Messenger RNA from Mytilus californianus (California mussel), 2567 nucleotides. RefSeq names its product leucine-rich repeat serine/threonine-protein kinase 2-like. Gene Ontology annotation, molecular function: GTP binding; GTPase activity. The transcript is spliced from 7 exons. Lineage: Eukaryota; Metazoa; Mollusca; Bivalvia; Mytilida; Mytilidae. The record is from RefSeq and is a predicted model, not a curated record. The coding region runs from base 147 to 2396 and encodes 749 amino acids.